Chlamydomonas reinhardtii is the source of this 1451-nucleotide messenger RNA. RefSeq lists its product as uncharacterized. The coding region runs from base 239 to 814 and encodes 191 amino acids. The transcript has a single exon. Gene Ontology annotation, biological process: protein folding; tubulin complex assembly; microtubule-based process. NCBI's taxonomy places the organism in Eukaryota, Viridiplantae, Chlorophyta, Chlorophyceae, Chlamydomonadales, Chlamydomonadaceae. Gene Ontology annotation, molecular function: tubulin binding. The record is from RefSeq and is a predicted model, not a curated record. Gene Ontology annotation, cellular component: prefoldin complex; cytoplasm.
CCUUACAAGGAACGGAACCAAGUAUCAGUACCGACCUGCGCGCGCUAAAAUUUGCAGUUUGCACCCGGCCCUCUGUUUCGCGUGUAGACCUCGGGCUAUACUGAUCUGAUACAUUUACCUUGCAUUGCAUAAGCAAACAAUAGCCUUCUUGCACGCGGCACGCGGCAAGUCGACCCUGCACCCGAAGAGCCGCUCUGUAGGGCCUGUGCACAAUAGCUGGCACAUCCAGUAGGAAAACAUGGCUUCAGAAGGUGCAAGCAGCUCUAGCGUCGCCUCUCCUUCGGAGAGCGGCGGCAUGAGCGUGCCGAAGGCGGAGUUCAUCGACGACGUCGCAGCGUUCCUGGAGGGCAAGGAUGCAGACCGCAUCCUCGCACAGCUUCAGGAGAACCUGCGGACCUAUCGCAUGAUCGUGGAGGACCUCGUUCAGAAGCGCGUUCGCACGCUUCAAAAGCUGCCGGAGCUCCAGCGCGCCGUCGAGAUCGUGAAGCACUUGAUUGAGAAGCAGGAGUCCGGGGAGGCUACCGUCACUGACUUCCAGCUCGCGGACGGCGUGUACGCGAAAGCUAAGAUCGCCAGCGCCAAGACGGUCAACCUGUGGCUCGGUGCUGGCGUGAUGCUGGAGUACGGGCUGGAGGAGGCGCUUACGCUGCUGCAGGAGAACGAGGCGAACUGCCGGGCGAACCUGAAGACCAACGAGGAGAGCACGGCCUACAUCAAGGACAGCAUCACCACGACGGAGGUCAGCAUUUCGCGCAUCUACAACCACGACCUGGAGCGGAGACGGAAGGCGAAGGAGUCGGGCGGCAACUCGUAAUGCGGCGGCGCGGGGCGGCAGCAGCGGGGCACGCCGGCGUUGGGGUUUUGGCGGGAGGAGCGUGCGGCGGCACGGUCUAUUUAGGCGCGGUGGGCACAGUGGGGUCGGGCGUCACUGCGCCCAACAAUGAGUGAUUAGGAUUAGCGCGGCUUCCAAACGCAGGGCGCUGGGUCUUGCUGAUAGCUUUGGGGCCGUGUGUUGGGGUUGCCAGGCGUGCGGCCGGGAACGCGGCGAUGCUGCGGGUUCAGGCUACGUAGCUUGCAGAGGUGUUAGGGACAUUUGCAUCCUGAUACUGAUCCGAGAUAGAGGCUGACGCUGGAUCAUUCUGGCUGCGGGACAUAACCUGCACCUACUGAUGGAGAGUUGCAGACACAGCUCUGUCAGGUGGAGACGCGCCGCCAUCGGAGAGCAACACCUGGCUCGAUGCUGUAAUGCAGCGGGUCGAGCCGCUGGUUGUCUUGCAAGCGGGCGGCUGACAUGGGUGGACGUGAAUGCAAACUUGGGCCAACUGGCUAGGAGGGUCUGCCAGCGUGGGUGUGCUUUCUGUCGCAGAGGCGUAUUCAUAGGUCAACGACUGUGCACGGAUGUGUCGGCACGAACCUGCGUGAGGCAACUGCAUGUAAGGCGCACGGUUGUG